AUGCAAUCUUCAUCAUCUCUUCGUUUUCUUGCAAUUGGUGAUUCAUUAACUGCUGGUUAUAGUGAUUAUGGUUUAUCUUUUCAUCCAUAUUCGAUUCAACUAACAAAUUUAUUUUCAUCUCUCAAUAUUCCAAUAACUGUUGAUCAACAUGGUGUAAGUGGUGAACAUGUUGUUCCAUCAAUGGUCAAAAGGCUUGAAAAACUCUUAUCAAAUAAAGAUAAAUCAUAUUAUGAUUGGAUAAUUAUAUUAGGUGGUACUAAUGAUUUAGGUUAUAAUAAAAAAGCUGAUAAAAUCUUCAAUGAAGGUUUAAAACUAAUGUAUAAUAUGGUUCUUGAAAAUACAAAUCAAAAUACAAAAUUA
Molecule: messenger RNA, 360 nt
Organism: Adineta steineri
Lineage: Eukaryota; Metazoa; Rotifera; Eurotatoria; Adinetida; Adinetidae
Source: the annotation of a GenBank genome assembly